GAAACUGCACAGGACACCACAAAGGAAAACUGCAGAGGAAUUCAGUCCUGUUUGGCCUUUUUUUUGAACAAGUACUAAAAUAGAACGUGAAUUCUAGUGGGGUGGGGGGGGGAGGUGGUGCUGUACUGGGGACACUGGCGAAAUGAGAGGACAGUGGAUCGCGAGUUUCCCAUUGGCACUGACGUUACUCGAGCUGACAGCCUGUUUGCCUGGAAAUUUGCCUGGGGACCAGCGCAGAAUAAAUCGCUGCGACAGGAGAACACUCGUCAUGAGCAAGACUCAGUGUCGCUCCUGCCCCUUAAACACCAGGCUGAAAUGUCCACAUGGUUACAAUCAGAUAACUAAUAUGUCCGGUAUCAUGGACUGCAAGUAUCACAUUUCACUCCGGGUGUACUCCCUAGCUGUAGUUGGCUGUCGUCAUACUUGCACCAAGGAGUUCCUGGAGGCUGAGUGCUGUCCCGGUUACUGGGGACCAGACUGCAUGGAAUGUCCAGGAGGAGCAACAUCCCCUUGCAGCAACAGAGGAGAUUGCUUCGACGGCAUGGGAGGGGAUGGCGUGUGCAAUUGUAAGGAUGGCUUUGCGGGAGUAGCCUGUGAGAAAUGUGCAAAAGAGAGCACAUACGGUUCUGACUGUGCUUCAGAGUGUGAAUGUAUUCAUGGAGACUGCAAAAAUGGAAUUACAGGAGAUGGCAAGUGCACAUGUUAUUCAGGCUACACAGGGACUAAGUGUGACCAGCCCAUUCCCGCUUGUCGGGCGCUACAGUGCCCUGAAAAUACAAGAUGUUCUGAGGAAGCAGCGACUGGAAAACUAGUGUGCGAAUGCUUACCUGGUUACCAUACCAAUGGGAGCACAAACUGCGAACCAAUUAAUCCUUGUCUUCAUAAUGCCUGUGGCUCCAAUGCAGUGUGUACCUAUCUUGCACCCAACACUUUCACCUGUAAUUGCCAUGAAGGUUACCACGGCGAUGGUCAGAUCUGUCUACCCAUUGACCCGUGCCAGAAAAAUUUUGGCAACUGCCCCACAAACUCAACGGUUUGCCGAUACGAUGGCCCUGGAAAGUCUCAUUGUCAAUGUCAGCAAGGCUACGAGAAUCUGUUGGCAGGAAUAGGAUGUAAACUAACUGACGUCUGCAAGACAAACAACUCGUGUGAUAAAAAUGCCAAGUGUGUCACAGUUAGCCCCGGACAGAUUGAAUGCACAUGCAAUGAAGCGUAUACGGGCGAUGGCUUUGACUGCUAUGGAAGUAUCAUGGAGAGAAUCAAGGACCUGAACACUCAGUCUGGAGGUCAAUGGCAGGGACGACUAACAUCAGCCAUGUUGUUUUUUGGUACUAGUUACUCCAAGCCACUGACAAAUUUGGGUCCUUUUACUUUAUUUGUGCCGACCAACAAGGCCUUUAAAGGAGUUGAUAUAAACAGGCUUUUAGCAGACAAGGACAGAACACAGUAUCUUGCAAAGCUGCACAUCAUUGCAGGCCAGCUAAGCAUCACAGAUUUAAAUGCCAUUGACUCAUUUUACACUUUGACUGGGAGAUCGGGAGUGACCAUACUUAGAGAGAAGAGUGACCAGCUAAAGCUGCGCAUUAAUGGAAGCAACAAAAAGGCACGGAUCUUAACUGGGAAUGUCAUUGCCUCCAAUGGCCUGCUACACAUUAUUGAUAAAUUGAUGGAUGGCGUUGAAACCACGGUUAAGAGCAGCAAGGAGAAAACCCUGUACACAAUAAUUUCAGAAAAUGGAAAGUUCAAGAGGUACAUGCAAUUACUACAGAAAUGUGAUCUUGCCCAACUCCUAGAAACUUCUGGACCAUUUACGGUUUUCGUCCCAAGCAACAGCGCUUUGGAUGGCAUGGAGGAUAGACCACUAGAUUACUUGCUUUCAGCAGAGGGCAAACGGAAGCUUAAGGAAUUGGUGAAACAUCACAUCAUUCCUGCAACCGAGCUGGAAGUUUCAAGUCUCCUCUCUUCACCCAACAUCCUGAGCUUAGCAAAUCAACUCGUGACACUGAAUGUGAGCUACAACGGGCAGAUUUUACUGGGUGACCAGGAUGCAGCUGUUGGUGACACAGACAUACUUGGCAAGAACGGAAGGAUCUACUCCUUGAAUGGUGUUCUGGUUCCUCCGUCCAUUCUCCCAAUCCUUCCACACAGAUGUGAUGACAAAACGUACAGGAUUACCAAGGGCCCUUGUAGAAGUUGUGCAAAAAUUUACAUCAGCUCUUGUCCAUCUGGAAUGGCUCAACUGGACACCUUUAGCCACGGGUGCUUUUACAUGAACAGUUUGAUGGGACUGCGUCUGCCAGCACAGGGUUGCAGUAGAAACUGCAAUGAAACAGUAACUGUACCAAAGUGCUGCAGAGGAUUCUACAGCCCAGACUGCAGACAAUGUCCUGGAGGUUUCCGAAACCCCUGUUCUGGCCAUGGACAGUGUGCAGAUGGUUUAGAUGGAAAUGGGACAUGUCUUUGCAAUGAUAAAUUUACAGGCUCCCAGUGUCACCUCUGCUCCGAUCGAGACAAGUACGGACCGAACUGUGACCAAACCUGUCGGUGUGUUCAUGGGGAAUGUGAUAACAAGGUGACUGGCAACGGAGCCUGCAAGUUUAACUCCUGCAAGGCGGGAUACAGUGGGAUCUUCUGCGAGAGGCAAACCGUGCCGUGUGGACCCAGUGUUCAGUUCUGUCACGCCCAUGCCAACUGCGAAUACAAGAACGGUGGCCUCAGCUGUGUUUGCAAGUCAAACUAUGAAGGUGAUGGAUCUUACUGUGAAGAGGUCAAUGCCUGCAGUCUGCCGGAUCGAGGUGGUUGUAGUCGCAACGCUGAAUGCAUUAGGACAGGAAUGGGAAUUUACUCAUGUCGGUGUCUACCUGGAUGGAAAGGAGAUGGCGAGGAUUGUACUGAAAUCAAUAACUGUCUGCUGGAAAAUCAAGGAGGAUGCCAUACCAAUGCAAAAUGCAUCCACCUGGGGCCUGGCCAGAGUGACUGUGAGUGCAGGAAGGGAUUUCGUGGUAAUGGCUUAGAAUGUGAGCCGAUAAAUCCAUGUUUGGAAGAAAAUGGAGGGUGCCAUUAUCUGGCAACCUGUACAUAUAUAUCUCCAGGAACCAGGAGCUGCACCUGUCAGCAAGGAUAUGACGGAGAUGGUGUGCUGUGCUAUGGCAAUGCCAUGAUGGCUCUAUCCUUCAUUCCAGAGGCAGUGGAAUUUCUCAAGUGGGUGAAUGAUGCUUCUCAAAACCGACUGCUUUCAGAAACCACCAAUAUCACACUUCUCGUGCCCUCACAGAAGGCCAUUGAUGACCUGAAUAGUGACAAACGAGCAUUUUGGCUCAAAGCAGAGCAACUUCCAAGCCUGGUGAAACAUCAUGUAUUACAGGGAGUGUACAGCCUUACAGAUCUUCUAAAUUGUUCAUCUAAUUCACUGGUAACAAUCAAUUCAGGCGACCAUUUAUCCCUCACAAAAAUUAAUGAGAGCCCUAUAAUCGAAGGUGCUAACAUUCUCAAUGCUGAUAUUGCUUUUACAAAUGGGAUUAUGCACAUUAUUGACAGGGUUCUAAUACCUGAUCCGCUUAUGAGUGAUGUAUCGGUCAACCUGCUGUCUACGCUAAAUCAGAUGCCAGAGUAUUCCCGGUUUAGGAAUUUUGUCAUUCAACAGAACUUGACAGCACAGAUUGAAAGUGCCAGGACCUAUACUGUCUAUCCCCCAAAUAAUGACGCCAUUGAGAAGUACCUCAAGGAGAAAGCAGUUGAUGUUUUGGAUGAGGACCUUAUAAGAUACCAUGUCAUUUUGGAUCAAAAGCUAAUGGAAAGUGAUAUGCACAAUGGGAUGCACCGGGAGACAAUGCUAGGAUUUUCCUUUCAAGUUGGCUUCUUUCGCAGGAAUGGCCAGCUUCGUGUGAAUGACGCAUCUGUCAAUUUCACUGAUGUGGAAACGGACAAAGGAGUGAUCCACGGAUUAACGAAGGUUCUGGAGAUCCAGAAAAAUCGCUGUGACACCAACGAAACGACAAUGAUGCAGGGGAAUUGUAUGAACUGUCAACAAAAGCUUGAAUGCCCUCCUGGGUCCAGCCUUAUGCCGGGAAAAAAGAAGAACUGCAUCUUUGUCCGGUACCUGCAAGGGAAGAGGUUAAUGUAUCUCGGUUGUAUGACAAACUGUGUGAAAACCGUCAUCACUCGAGGGUGCUGCACUGGCUACUUUGGGAAACAAUGUCAAGCGUGUCCAGGAAAAGCUACAAACUGGUGCUUUGGAAAUGGCAUUUGCCAAGAUGGUAUUAAUGGCACCGGGACAUGCGAAUGUGAAGAAGGAUUUGCAGGGACAGCAUGUGAGACCUGCGUUGAUGGACAGUAUGGAAUACAUUGCGAUCAAGAGUGUAGGUGCGUUCAUGGCAAAUGCAAUGAAGGACUCAAUGGGGAUGGGACUUGUGAAUGUGACCUUGGAUGGAGAGGAGUCAACUGCAAUAUUCAAAUCACUGACAGCCAGUGCAAUAACACUUGUCAUUCAAGUGCCAACUGCAUCGCUGAAACACCUGGCAGCCCACGCUGUAAAUGUACAGCUGGCUUCAAAGGCAAUGGCACGUUCUGUGAAGCUGUGAAUGCAUGUGAGAUGGAUAAUGGAGGCUGCUCACCAAAUGCGGACUGCAAAAUAACACUCCCCGGGCAAAGAGAUUGCGCCUGUCGAACGGGAUACACUGGCGAUGGACUUGUAUGCCUUGAAAUCAACCCUUGCCUAGAGAAUAAUGGAGGAUGUCACACAAAUGCUGAAUGCACACAAACUGGGCCAAACCAGGCAGCAUGCAACUGUUUGCUUGGCUAUCAAGGUGAUGGAAAGACCUGCGAACCAAUUAAUCCCUGUCGCGUGGACAAUGGGGGCUGCAGUGAAUUUGCUAAGUGCAAUCACACCGGACCAAACGAAAGAGUGUGUAGCUGUUUGCCGAGUUACAUUGGCGAUGGGCUUACCUGUAAAGGUACCAUAUACAAGGAGAUGACGAUGAACUCAGCCACUACCCGUUUCUUCUAUCACCUUCAGCUUAAUCAUGUCACCGAAUUCGGUGGUUCGGGCCCUUUCACUGUGUUCGUUCCGAGCAAUGAGGCUUUUAAGAACGAAGUUCAGAUAUCAAACUGGACGGAAAAAGGACAAAUGGCCCAGGUUCUCCGUUAUCACAUCGUGGCGUGUAAUCAAGUGCUGUACAAUCAGCUAAUCUCCACGAAAACCCUCACCACCGUUCAAGGAGAAACCAUACAGUUUUCCUACGUAAAGAAUGUCUUGUAUCUAAACAAAGAAGCCAGGAUAAUAAACAGCGACAUUAUCAAUGCCAAUGGCGUGGUCCAUUUCAUAGACAAGCUACUCUCGCCUCAAAAGAUGCAGAUUAUUCCGAAGGAUGUAGUGGGCUACCAAUACCUGAAUUUCACAACAGUGGCAGCACAGAAUGGAUACUCCCUCUUUAGCAACCUAUUAGAGGAAACAAAUGUACUGAAUAUGAUUAAUGACCCAAUUCACAAACCAGUGACCCUCUUCUUGCCAAAGGACAGUGUCAUGAAAUCCUUACCCAAAGCUCGAAAGGAUUUCCUGUAUAACAAGGACAACAGAAAAGUUCUGAUCGAGUACCUUAAAUUUCAUAUCAUCAGAGAUGCCAAGAUUCUGGCAGCUGCCCUUCCUAAAGUUGACUCAUUGAAGACGCUGCAGGGUUCUGAUCUCCGGGUGAGCUGUGCUCGGCGAAGAAGUAAAGGGGAACUGUACCUGAACAGAAGGAAUUGUAAGAUUACACAGAGAUACCUGGAGUUUGAUGGUGGCGUCGCCUAUGGCAUCGGCUGUCUGAUGACUCCUCCAAGCAUCGGUGGUCGUUGUGACAUCUUAUCCCUUGUUGACGUUAUGGGAGACUGCGGCAGCUGUCUAACCACUCCAGCAUGUCCUUCUGGGAGUCGACCAAAGGGAGAGAAAAACAAGUGUACCUACCGCAGCCUUUUCUACGCAGACAUCGAUGGCUGUAACCAGCAAUGUACCUUUGUGACAUGGAAGCCCAAAUGCUGCAGCAAUUACUUUGGAAAAAAUUGUAAAGCUUGUCCAGGAGGUCCUGAAAAUCCAUGCAACUCCCACGGUGUGUGUGACGAUCAGUACACAGGCACUGGCAAGUGCCAAUGCUCAGAUGGAUUUCAUGGCACUGCUUGUGAGCUGUGUUUGCCUGGGAGAUGGGGAACGGAGUGUACAGCCUGUGAUUGUGCUGAAAAUGGAGUCUGCGAUGAUGGCAUCAAUGGCCAAGGAAUAUGUUUCUGCAAUGAAGGGUGGACUGGAAACCGCUGUGAAACACAACUAGCUGUGAAGCCAGUGUGUUCACCUGCUUGCUCUGAAAAUGCAAUCUGCAAGGACAAUAAUACAUGCGAGUGUAAGCUGUACUACGACGGUGAUGGAAGGACAUGUGUGGUUGUCGAUCAGUGUGCCCAGAAUAACGGGGGCUGUUCAGAAUUUGCCAAGUGCUCUCAGAAUGGUGUAAGCGUCAGCUGCAACUGUGAGAAAGAUUAUUCCGGAGACGGCUAUACCUGUGAUCCAAUAGACUUAUGUGCGGAUGGAUACAAUGGAGGUUGUCAUGAGCAUGCGAUCUGCACAGUGACAGGGGCAAAUAAACGAAAAUGUACAUGCAAAGAUAAUUAUAUUGGGGAUGGGACUAAUUGCACUGUAAAAGAGCUCCUCAUUAAUCGAUGCCUGCAAGACAAUGGAAAUUGUCACACAGAUGCCAACUGUGUUGACCUGCAUUUUGAGGACAAAACAGUGGGAGUGUUCCACCUACGAUCUAAGAAGGGACAGUACAAACUCACCUAUUCAGAAGCGCAGCAAUUAUGCAAAGGAGAGGAAGCAGUACUAGCCACGUACAAUCAGCUUGCCUAUGCUCAACAGGCGGGCUACCAUCUCUGUUCGGCUGGUUGGCUGGAUGGUCAGAGAGUAUCUUAUCCAACCAGUUACUCCAAUCCAAACUGUGGCUCUGGCUAUGUGGGAAUAGUAGACUAUGGCUUCCGAUCCAGUGAUCUUGAAACAUGGGAUGUUUUCUGCUACCGAAUGAAAGAUGUGAAAUGCAUGUGCAAGAAAGGUUAUGUGGGAAAUGGCUAUUCGUGUAAUGGGAAUCUGCUGCAAGUUCUAACAGCCAUCAACCAGUUUUCUUCCUUUCUUACACAACUUCUCAAUUAUUCGAACACCACGUUCAAUGGCAGAAGGUUUGUGGAAGUUCUGACUGAUCUGUCGGUCAAAGGCACACUGUUUGUUCCAGUGAACUCUGGGUUCCAUGAAAAUGUGACAUUGUCUGGACGGGACAUCGAAUACCAUUUUUCUAAUCACAGUAGCUUCUUAUACCACAAAAUGGAAAAUGGAACCCUCGUCCUGAGCAAGAUCGGUUACACCCUGCUCAUAACGGUGGCAAAAAACACCUACCCUCCAAGUCCAGAGUUCAAUCAGCAGAUUGGAAAGCUGGUGAAUGACCGACCAAUUAUUGCCUGGGACAUAAUUGCAUCAAAUGGCAUCAUUCAUGCUAUAGACAAGCCUUUACAAGCACCUCCUGAACCAGUUAAACCUCUUGCUGUUCACACUGGAGCAGGGGUAGGGAUUUUCUUUGCCUGUACCCUGGUAAUAGCUGCUUUGGUCGUAGCUGUAUAUUAUUACUACAACCACAGAAGAGGACCCUUCAGCUUCCAGUAUUUCAAGUCCGACGAAGGAGAAGAUGUGGCCUCAUUUGACGACUCGACUCCCAACAGGUUCAGUAACCCGAUGUACAACAAGUUCACGUCUUCUACAGACAGCAGUGAAGACCCUUUCUGUGAUGAACAUCGCCUGGCAACAAAUAAUGAUCAUGAGCAAUAGCAACACUGUCAACAUUCUGUGUGUACAUCAUUACCAAAGAAAUUUUGAACACUAAAGAUUUGGCGGUCAUUGUAAGCUGUCUUGAGUGCAGCAUUGUGAUCUAUCUUGAAUGAACAAUGGGACCUAUAGGGCCAGGGAGCAUCUUUGGUUAGUCAUCCAAGGAUGGGUUGAUGAAAAUUAAAUUUAUAUUUUACAGAUAUUAUAGUCUUCUUUGGAAAACAACCAAAUUAACAGAAUAGCGAUAUAAGAUUGUAAUAUUUAGCUGACUAUUGUAAUCUAUUAAAGUGGAGGUAUUCAAACGAAAAAUGUCCUAAAGCUCAUGCUAGUAAGAAACCUUUGGAAAAUAUUGUCUAAAGAUAUAUUUGGCUAAUUGUUUUGAAUUUGGAUUAAAGGCCUCAGAUACAUCUUUAAA
Carcharodon carcharias (great white shark) is the source of this 8243-nucleotide messenger RNA. It is a transcript of the gene stab2, whose product is annotated as stabilin 2. Gene Ontology annotation, molecular function: hyaluronic acid binding; calcium ion binding. Lineage: Eukaryota; Metazoa; Chordata; Chondrichthyes; Lamniformes; Lamnidae. The transcript is spliced from 68 exons. Bases 143 to 7831 code for a protein of 2562 amino acids. Gene Ontology annotation, biological process: cell adhesion. The record is from RefSeq and is a predicted model, not a curated record.